Molecule: messenger RNA, 3652 nt
Organism: Toxotes jaculatrix (banded archerfish)
Lineage: Eukaryota; Metazoa; Chordata; Actinopteri; Toxotidae
Gene: slc35g1
Product: solute carrier family 35 member G1
Exons: 5
Coding region: 165-1412 (415 amino acids)
Biological process (GO): regulation of cytosolic calcium ion concentration; calcium ion export across plasma membrane
Cellular component (GO): plasma membrane; endoplasmic reticulum membrane
Source: RefSeq, a predicted model, not a curated record
GGAUCAGUUCUGCCCCCCUGUGGGUAAAGUAACCACCGCAUGGGAGUUUGUAUCCUGCCACCAAGGUUAGUCAUUAACCUUGCCUUCUCAGUCACUCAGGGCACCGAAGAAGGAGGACAGCACUCUGUCCAAGGCAUGCUGCUACUCAGCCGCCACAUCUUACCAUGGGCGACUGUAACCACUGUACAUACGAGCGGCCUUUGUCGGUAGAGGACGACAUUACCGUAGUGUUUCACAAAGUUGACAGCCAUGGCACAAACAGCGGCGACGACCACGGCGAGUGUGGCGAUGAUGAACGGGCAGCCGAGCGGAUUCACUUGCGAAGUAAGUGUCAUGUGUCGUGCGGUUACGACGAUGAUGCUGAGGAGAAGCAGGAAGCCAGAAGGAGCGAAGAUUCACUGGAAGGCAGCGAGAAGAAAACGCUGUGUCCGCCGGCGUUUUGCGUCCGGAGCAAAACUGCAUCCCGGGAAGGAAGCGCGAGAGAAGACACAGAAAAGCCAAAAGGAUGUCCAGGUUUUGGUUUGUUCUAUGCUUUCUUGUCCACAGUUUUCUUCUCCAUCAUUGCCCUCUUGGUGAAAACCAUCCAGGGACUCCACGCCAUAGAAAUCAGCGCCAUACGCUGCUUCUUCCAGAUGCUCUUUGUUGUGCCGUUACUCAUCUACCACAAGACAGGUUUCCUUGGUCCCAGAGAUAAACGUAUAUAUCUGGUGCUUCGGGGUUUCAUUGGUUCCAAUGCCAUGAUCCUGCUCUUCUAUGCCGUUCAACAGAUGCCCUUAGCAGAUGCCACUGUCAUCAUGUUCAGUAAUCCGGUCUUUACCUCGCUUUUGGCUUGGAUCUUCCUGAAGGAGAGAUGUACAAUCUGGGACUGUGUCUUCACAGUUUUUACCCUCACCGGAGUCAUUCUUAUCGCCCGACCGCCAUUCCUCUUUGGCGACCAUCUAGGUGGCAUUGAGGGCAACUACACUAACCACAUCAAGGGGACUAUUGCUGCAUUUGCAGGAGCGAUCGCUGCUGCCUUUACUUUUGUUGUCCUUCGCAAGAUGGGGAAGAGCGUCCAUUACUACCUCUCUGUUUGGUACUAUGCUGUCAUCGGGUUGAUCGAGUGCAUCAUCGUUGUAUCCGUCCUUGGGGAAUGGAAAAUCCCGUUCUGUGGCCGUGAUCGCUGGAUGCUGAUGUUGAUCGCUGUCCUGGGUAUCGCUGGUCAGACCUUCCUGACGAAGGCCCUGCAGAUUGAAAAGGCUGGACCUGUGGCCCUGAUGAGGACUGUGGAUGUGGUGCUGGCGUUCAUCUUCCAAUUUAUUUUCUUUAACCGUGCACCGACCUUGUGGAGCCUCGGAGGGGCGCUGUGCGUAGUGGUGAGCACUAGUGGAAUAGCAUUUAAGAAGUGGUACACCAGCUCUCGCAAGAGCUGAGCUGGAGACGCAACACAGAAUACUUUAGUAUUACUAUUUAUUCUUUUUUCAGUAUCAUAUGUUCUUGAUUUAUUCUGUUUUACUUGUUAUUUACACGCACACCUAAGGAGGAGGUUUAAGCUAUUUGGAGAGUUAAAUCAGAAAUAUAGAAGGAUAAUCUUGUAGGGGUCAGCUUUUAGCUUGUGAGAGUUUAUAAUUCAAACAUCUGUACAUCUAUACAUGUUGAUUCCUGAGAGUCAACUUGUGUAAUUCAUUGUUAUGCAUUUAUUUUUGUGUAAAUGAGCACAUCUUUAAGGGAAAUAAGAGGAAGGAAAAACUCCAUUAUAUCCACUUUACUGCUCCAAACUGUUUCCUGCUCCUUGAAGCUUCUGUAGCUAACUAACUUCUGAAUAAUUUUUUCUUUAUCUGUAUACAGUAUAAAUGGGGUGAAAUUUGAAUUUCACCACCGUGAAGAAGUGUGAUGACGUAUGUCAUCAGUCCCAUAUUUCUUUUCCUUUAACCUGAAUGAAAUAGCCAAAGAGAGAGGUUUACUUCAUUGGGACCAUUCAUACUGUGUCACAUACAAACAAUUAUAAUACACAAAAAAAAAGUUUAGUACGUAUUCAAUUUAUUGUGGUGAGUGUUUGCAAAAAACCCCAAAAACAAUACCUUAAUAUAUCUGUGAUGCUGACAGCACAACUAUGAUCACUCUGUCAUCCACAAUAAGAAAAUGAAAUAUAAUGCACACCAAGUAAGUGGUAUAACCACGUAAAUACAACCAUUUAUUACCCAUUUUAGCAAACAAAAAGCAUUUAUUUUAAAGACACUGCAAAUGUGUCGAAAAAAAUAAAAUAAAAUGCCAAAAUUGGCUUGCAAAGUUUUUACUUGAAUACAUGCUGUAGGAUUCUCUCAGGGAUUUUUCACCUGUUUAUAAGCCCCAAAUUUGAAAUGCACCUAAAUCCUAGAACUUAUCCAUGAAAAAAAUUAUUCCAUUGUGAUAUACUGAUUUUGUGAUUUGAAUUUUUCUUCUGUUACCAUAGUCUUUUCUAAUGUAUUUAAAGGUUAUGGCAAAUAUCUAUUAUAAUCCAGAAUAUAUAUAUAUAAAUAAUUUCUUAACAAUAUCUUUGAAGUGCCUUAAGUAGGGACCUUUAACCUCCCGCCUCUCUAGUGGAGCUGCUCAGUAACCAGCAGCUUGUACUGGGCAGUUCUCAGGUGUCAUAUGAAGUAGGGUUCUUUUGAAAUCAGCUGAAUAAGUAAUGAUUUUUAAAUGCUUGUAUGACAAAUUCAAAGAUGACGUCUAACAGCAUUUUAAAAAUGUGGCACUUAAGAUGUGACCCUUUAACCCCCACCAAAGGCCACGCUGAUUUCUUCAUCAUCUCAGUAGGGGUCAGCUCAUAGGGUGGCUAGCACUUAAUGUCAUCUUAGGACUGAAUCAUCUAAUAAGUGUUGUCAACAGUCUGAGAAUAUGUUUUCUCUUUUUAUCUAAUGUGACAUUUUCUAUGACAGUGAUGUAGGUUUUUUUUUUUUUUCACUGACCUGAGAGUUGAUUUGAUCUUUAUUUCCAUGUAAUUUGCUGUGGUUUGAAAUUCAUUUCAACUUUGCACAAACAUUAUGCAAAAAGAAGUUAAAUUACAAUGAUUAGGAGCCCACUGAAAUGAUAUUUUGUUACCAAUAUUACCAGUAACCUAUGAAAAAUGUAUCAGCUCAUAAAAUUCUGAUCCUAACGAUUGUUUUUAAAGAGCAGAAUAUACUGAAUAUACUGUAGUUAAUUCUGGGUCAUUGCCUUGGGAUAUGAUACAUUUUUAAAGGGAUGAACAAUCAGAAAUAUAUUAAAAUCAGCCUACCACUUGUGAGGAAUAUAUUUAAAGGCUCUGUGACAUUGAUUAAUUGUUCAUACUACAGUAUUACAGUAUGAUAUUUCAGUCACUUCAGACUUUCAGAGGCUAAUUUUAUGUUCUUGAUUUGCUUUGACAUUGACUUUAGUGCUAAGAAUUUUAGUUUAGUUGACUUGAACUCUGGUAGUGUAAGCACAAUGUGUUGAAUUGCCAUCAAAUGGUUAGGUAAACGUUUGUUUCAGGACCUAUAAGCCUUACAAACCUACUAAAGCUGUUUUUAGGAUUUUUAAACUAUGGUUUAAUAGUAUUUAUUUUACUAUUUCUGUAACAUGUUACAUCAACAUAUAAGAUGUAUAUAUUUCUGCAUAGUAAUGGAUAAUAUUUAGUUUAAUAUGAUUCAAGAAUAAAUUCGAUAUGACUUCAUAA